Messenger RNA from Ahaetulla prasina, 984 nucleotides. RefSeq names its product clavesin 2 (gene CLVS2). Bases 1 to 984 code for a protein of 327 amino acids. Gene Ontology annotation, molecular function: phosphatidylinositol bisphosphate binding. The transcript has 5 exons. Gene Ontology annotation, cellular component: membrane. NCBI's taxonomy places the organism in Eukaryota, Metazoa, Chordata, Lepidosauria, Squamata, Colubridae. The record is from RefSeq and is a predicted model, not a curated record.
AUGACUCAUUUGCAGGCAGGUCUGUCUCCAGAGACCCUGGAGAAGGCCCGAUUGGAACUGAAUGAGAACCCAGACACUCUGCACCAAGACAUCCAAGAAGUUCGGGACAUGGUGAUCACCCGACCAGACAUUGGCUUUCUACGCACAGAUGAUGCCUUUAUUCUUCGCUUCUUGCGGGCCAGAAAGUUCCAGCAUUUUGAAGCGUUUCGCUUGUUGGCCCAAUACUUUGAGUAUCGUCAGCAGAACCUUGAUAUGUUCAAGAGCUUCAAAGCCACUGAUCCAGGCAUCAAGCAAGCACUCAAGGAUGGCUUCCCAGGAGGGUUGGCCAACCUUGAUCAUUAUGGCAGGAAGAUCCUGGUGCUGUUUGCUGCCAACUGGGACCAAAGCAGAUACACACUGGUGGAUAUUUUACGUGCCAUCCUUCUUUCGUUAGAAGCUAUGAUCGAGGAUCCAGAACUUCAAGUAAAUGGAUUUGUUUUGAUUAUAGACUGGAGUAAUUUCACUUUCAAACAGGCUUCUAAGCUGACACCAAGUAUGCUUCGAUUAGCCAUAGAAGGCCUUCAGGACAGCUUCCCAGCUCGAUUUGGAGGAAUUCAUUUUGUCAAUCAGCCAUGGUACAUCCAUGCCCUUUAUACAGUUAUACGUCCAUUUUUAAAGGAGAAGACAAGGAAGAGGAUAUUUCUCCAUGGAAACAACCUCAACAGUCUACACCAGUUGAUUCAUCCUGAAAUUCUCCCUUCCGAAUUUGGAGGAAUGCUUCCACCUUACGACAUGGGCACAUGGGCAAGAACACUGCUAGAUCACGAGUAUGAUGAUGACAGUGAAUAUAGUGUGGACUCCUAUAACACGUCUGCAAAAGAAGUUGAAAAGGAGCUCUCACCCAAAUCCAUGAAGAGGUCUCAAUCUGUUGUGGACCCCGGAGUGCUCAAGCGCAUGGAUAAAAAUGAAGAAGAAAACAUGCAGCCAUUGCUUUCGCUUGACUAG